CCAAGAGGAGGCAACCCAGAGCUCAGCAAAGCAGUUGGGCUAAGAGCUCGGCACUGAGGUUUACACUCCAAGCGGUCCCCUAAAAGUUUUUUUCCCGGGGUGUUUUUGGUGGGCGAGGAGGCUGGUUUUGCUUGGCUGCUCGACAGUGUUCUGCAGCAACAUGGAAAUCGCUCUCCGGGCUACCUGUCCCGGUCUGAGCUCCUGCCCCUUCAGCUGACGUUCCCGGGAAGAUAGCUGAGACGCGGAUUGUAGAGAAACUACCGAAUGCUAUUUCCCAACGGUAGAUUAGGGCAGCUUUGAUUAAUUCCGGGGACUCCUUCCACCGUUUCUCAGCAAUACGGAUAUGCAACUAUUUUUCAUCGAUUGGAGGCUCAAGGAGUACCUCAGCUGCAGGGCAAAAUGCAAGGACAUGAGUCGUUGACUUCCUCCCAGCGUCAGAGCCAUAGAUAUUAAUCUGUAUUUCAACAUCAAUCUACAAUAGCUGAAAACACCUCACCACAAAACAAAUUAACCCAUGGUACUGAUGGACAUUUUUUGUAAAACAUAUUUUAAGAACUUUUAUUGAGAUCUAUUUUCUACUUGUGGCACAAUUCUAUAUUGUUACUUAUUGGGCACUGAUGGUAGCUUUCAGAAGGUGCUGCUUCAAAUGGUCCACCUCCUCUUUUAGCAAGAAGGAACUUCGGGUCUUGGAUAGCAACAACAUCUUCAGGAAAAAUGGUAUACGAAGGAAAGCGGCUCGUCUCCUGCCAUUGUUUCUUCCUAGUAACAGCCAAAUUCUACUGGAUACUCAGUAUGAUGCAAAGAACUCAUGGCCAGGAAUAUGCCCACUCUAUUCGAUUGGAUGGGGACAUCAUCUUGGGAGGACUGUUCCCUGUCCAUGCAAAAGGGGAUAGAGGGGUGCCUUGUGGGGAGCUGAAGAAGGAGAAGGGGAUCCACAGACUAGAGGCAAUGCUAUAUGCAAUAGAUCAGAUCAAUAAGGACCCUGAUCUUCUUGCCAAUAUCACUUUAGGUGUCCGGAUCCUAGAUACUUGUUCCAGGGACACUUAUGCAUUGGAGCAGUCCUUAACGUUUGUGCAAGCUUUGAUAGAGAAAGAUGGUUCAGAUGUGAAAUGUGCUAAUGGAGACCCACCUAUUUUCACUAAGCCAGACAAGAUAUCAGCUGUAAUAGGUGCUGCUGCAAGUUCUGUAUCCAUCAUGGUUGCUAAUAUUUUAAGACUUUUUAAGAUACCUCAAGUCAGCUAUGCAUCUACAGCUCCAGAAUUAAGUGAUAAUACCAGGUAUGAUUUUUUCUCUCGAGUGGUUCCACCUGACUCAUAUCAAGCCCAAGCCAUGGUCGAUAUUGUGACAGCACUUGGAUGGAACUAUGUGUCAACACUGGCUUCAGAGGGAAACUAUGGAGAGAGUGGUGUAGAAGCAUUUACUCAGAUCUCGAGGGAAAUUGGUGGCGUUUGCAUUGCUCAGUCGCUAAAAAUCCCCCGUGAACCGAGACUGGGAGAAUUUGACAAGAUCAUCAAGCGCUUGUUGGAAACUCCUAAUGCUCGAGCAGUGAUUAUGUUUGCAAACGAGGAUGAUAUUAGGCGAAUAUUAGAAGCAGCCAAAAAAACUAAUCAAACUGGACAUUUUCUUUGGAUUGGCUCAGAUAGUUGGGGGUCAAAAAUUUCACCCGUUUACCAACAGGAAGAGAUUGCAGAAGGAGCAGUCACCAUUCUGCCCAAAAGAGCUUCGAUCGAUGGAUUUGAUAGAUAUUUUCGGAGCCGCACCCUGGCUAAUAAUCGAAGAAAUGUGUGGUUUGCAGAAUUUUGGGAGGAGAAUUUUGGAUGCAAGUUAGGAUCACAUGGAAAAAGAAACAGCAAUAUUAAGAAAUGCACAGGCUUGGAAAGAAUUGCUAGAGAUUCAGCCUAUGAGCAAGAAGGAAAGGUCCAGUUUGUAAUUGAUGCUGUAUAUUCCAUGGCCUAUGCACUACAUAGCAUGCAUAAAGAUCUCUGUCCUGGCUAUAUUGGUCUGUGUCCAAGGAUGAGCACGAUUGAUGGUAAAGAGCUACUUAGUUAUAUCCGGGCUGUAAACUUUAACGGGAGUGCUGGAACGCCUGUUAUUUUCAAUGAAAAUGGAGAUGCACCUGGGCGCUAUGAUAUAUUUCAGUAUCAAAUGACCAACAAAAGUGCAGAAUACAAAGUAAUUGGUCACUGGACAAAUCAACUUCACCUAACUGUAGAAGACAUGCAGUGGGCUAACAGAGAUCAUACACAUCCAGCAUCUGUUUGCAGCCUGCCCUGUAAACCUGGGGAAAGAAAGAAAACAGUAAAAGGAGUGCCUUGCUGUUGGCACUGUGAACGCUGUGAAGGGUACCAUUACCAAGUGGAUGAGCUCACCUGUGAACUGUGCCCAUUCAAUAAGCGACCAAAUGCCAACCGCACAGAUUGCCAGCUUAUCCCAAUAAUCAAACUAGAGUGGCAUUCUCCCUGGGCCAUCGUGCCCGUGUUCAUAGCUAUUCUCGGAAUUAUUGCAACCACCUUCGUCAUCGUGACAUUUGUCCGCUACAAUGACACACCCAUCGUCAGAGCAUCUGGCCGCGAACUCAGCUACGUGCUAUUGACUGGGAUUUUUCUCUGUUACUCUAUCACUUUUUUAAUGAUCGCCGCUCCGGACACAGUGAUCUGCUCAUUUCGACGGCUCUUUUUAGGACUCGGCAUGUGCUUCAGUUACUCUGCCUUGCUCACAAAAACUAACAGAAUCCACAGAAUAUUUGAGCAAGGUAAAAAAUCUGUCACAGCUCCAAAGUUUAUUAGCCCAGCUUCCCAGUUGGUGAUCACUUUCAGCCUCAUAUCCAUGCAGCUUCUUGGAGUCUUCAUCUGGUUUGCUGUUGAUCCACCACAUAUCGUAGUAGACUAUGGAGAGCAGAGGACACUUGAUCCUGAAAAUGCCAGGGGAGUUCUCAAAUGUGACAUUUCUGAUCUUUCUCUCAUUUGUUCCCUUGGAUACAGUAUUCUCUUGAUGGUCACAUGCACUGUGUAUGCUAUUAAAACAAGAGGGGUUCCAGAGACCUUCAAUGAAGCAAAACCCAUUGGAUUUACUAUGUACACCACCUGCAUAAUUUGGUUAGCUUUUAUUCCAAUCUUUUUUGGUACUGCGCAGUCCACAGAGAAGAUGUACAUCCAGACAACAACACUUACUGUCUCCAUGAGUUUAAGUGCUUCAGUAUCUCUGGGCAUGCUCUACAUGCCCAAGGUUUAUAUUAUCAUUUUUCAUCCAGAGCAGAAUGUUCAAAAACGGAAGAGGAGCUUCAAGGCUGUUGUGACAGCUGCCACAAUGCAAAGCAAACUGAUCCAAAAAGGAAACGACAGACCAAAUGGCGAGGUCAAAACUGAACUGUGUGAAAGUCUUGACACCAACACUUCCUCUACCAAGACAACGUACGUCAGCUACAGCAAUCAUGCAAACUGAGCAGGGAAAUGAAAUGCAUCUGAAGUAUGUGAAAAUAAAAAAAAUAAACAAUGAAUUUACUACCACCAAAACCUCGGUCUUGGAAAGAGCUGUA
Messenger RNA from Chelonia mydas (Green sea turtle), 3535 nucleotides. RefSeq names its product glutamate metabotropic receptor 8 (gene GRM8). NCBI's taxonomy places the organism in Eukaryota, Metazoa, Chordata, Testudines, Cheloniidae. Gene Ontology annotation, cellular component: membrane. Gene Ontology annotation, molecular function: group III metabotropic glutamate receptor activity. Bases 715 to 3441 code for a protein of 908 amino acids. The record is from RefSeq and is a predicted model, not a curated record. Gene Ontology annotation, biological process: regulation of synaptic transmission, glutamatergic; G protein-coupled glutamate receptor signaling pathway. The transcript has 11 exons.